CAAUUCAUGGCGGCGGGUCCGCUGUGCGUGCGCAUUCGCCUGUCUUCGCGCCACAGCGGUUUGUUCGCAUCCGCGCCGCUUCUCCAUACAGCCCCCCCCCCCCCCCCCCGGCUCGGCGUCGGGGGCUUCAAGGGGAAGAAGCGGCUUUGAGACCCUCCCCAGCGCAGGGGAGGCUCCUCCUGGUGCACUUCAGCCCAGACUGGAGAGGAGUCGGUCCACGGAAGACGACUCUAUUCGCACGGGCCGUGCGAAGUUCAUAAAGAUCCCUUCGCCUCCGGUAACACCUGAGGCUAAGAGGCUUAGGGUGAGGAUUGUGGGGGCUUGGCGGCGUAUCAGCGGAGCUGAUUUUAAGGGUUGGGUUUACUGGGAUGGGCUUUAUUCUGCUUUGUUUUUUAUCUUUGGUGUUUGGGGGUAGGGCCGUGAUUGAGAUGAUGGGCGUAUUGGCGCCUGGCGAGCGCGAUUAUCCAGUCUUCUAUCUACUGGAAUGGGUACAUAGCGCGUAUCAUUGGCGCAUGGGUACUACCUGGGUGGAGUACCUAGUAUGGGUAGAGUGUCGCUUGACAUUGGAAAGGACAUUGGAGUUUGGGGUGAGAGGUGUCAUUGCCUGGGGAUAGGCUCAUGUAUUAGGCGUUCGGUGGAUCAUAGGGAGGAGAUAUAUGCGGUUUUAUCUUGUAUCACUUUUUAGUGAUUCGAAAAUAGCUUUUUCUACCUAGCUGUUAAGAAUCCGUC
Annulohypoxylon maeteangense is the source of this 729-nucleotide messenger RNA. RefSeq lists its product as uncharacterized. The transcript has a single exon. The record is from RefSeq and is a predicted model, not a curated record. Lineage: Eukaryota; Fungi; Ascomycota; Sordariomycetes; Xylariales; Hypoxylaceae. The coding region runs from base 369 to 614 and encodes 81 amino acids.